AGGGAAAGGGAAGAAGAAGAAAAAAGAAUUCCCUAAUUUUGUUUCUGACCCCCAGCCACUACCUUGACUUUAGCUGUUUUUCAAAGUCAGAGGCACAAAGGUCUUUCUAAGGAAGAAGUCAAGGGGCAGAAGGUGAAGAGGAGUAUGAGGGCUUCGUGGGAGACAGCCCCAUGUCCCCAUCUAGCAGAAUACUGGGAGCGGGCAGAGGCUGUUCAGAGCUCUUUCAAGCACAUAACUGAUUCCCAGAAAUCUUUUCAAGAGACAAAAUUUCCCUGUAAGGGCAACUUCUUUAUUGUCUUGCCCCCUACCCCAACACCCCCACCCCACCCCCAGCGCCAUAUCUCCUGGUCCCUAUUUGGACCAAGUCUUCCCAAAAUUUUAGGAAGGCUCAUUUAAUACUCUCCUCCCAACCAAGAAUUCGUUUGUGGAUAUGUCCUGACUCCAAACCGAAAUUCAUCAGUCCGACUGCACAUCCCAUUUUCUUGCUUUCCCCCACACAAAUGGCCAAGCCUCCUUCAGCCAGGCUGUGCCGACCAUGCCUGGAAAGUAGGCAGGUUUAACGGAGUGGCCAGGAGGAGAUCCAGAGGCAUGCGGGUGCCCACAGGCCGGCACCUGGGCCCAGUGGCCCUUGCUCCUCCCCCCGGGGGGCCUGUUUAGAGAGGCAAAGAAAACUUGUGCUGGAGAGAGACUGGCAUGGAGAAGGGAGAGGAGGAAGAAGGGGGAAGUCAAUGUAAAUAUAUAUUCAUAACAUCAUGUUAUUAUUUACCAUUUGCAACUAGAACGGCCCCGCUUUAGUUAGAGCAAAGAGCACGAAUCUUCCACCGCCCAUGCUAAUGGCUGGAACUGGCGAUGGUGACACAGUUAGGCCCCUGCCUCCUUUUAUUUCUUUGCCCCCAGGAAGGAUUUUGAGGACAGGUUUCGUUUAAGAUAAUUAGAAUAUCAAUUUUCUUCUCCUGUCUCUGAGGAUAUCUGAUCGGGAGGUGACGAGGGCCGGCUGUCUACAUAUCGCUUAAAUAGGUUUGGAGCGAAGGGGGUAGAAGGUCUUGCCCAACCCCCACCCCAGGCGUUGCUGCCUUUGCCCCUAGUGAAAAAAGGAGCAGGGCCAGGCAGCGAGGCCUUGUCUGGAGCGUUUCUCAAACGUGGAGGGGACUUUUUCAGAGCUGAGAAACAGACACCGUGAGCCAGUCCGUGGAGCAUUUAAGCUGGUCUACUCUCCAGCCACCUUCCAAGCUGAGUCAUUUCCUCCAAGGAGGGCAUAGGGGAAGGUCAGCCUCAUCCCAAGUUUCUGCUAUCAAAUGCUCUUCAAACAAUAUUUAUUUGAUAAUAUUUAAAGAAGCCAAAACUCGGCUUUGAAGUAAGGCGGUCGGCGACACUAGCGGCUGGAUCCAAGGUCCAGGGAGAACCCAAACCAGAGUUUUGUUCCCAGAAGGCAGGGUCGGUGAAUGGGCCUGGAACUCGGGGACACUGAGAUGUAGCCUCUAGAACCAGAGUCUGGGAAGCCAGUACCCCCUGGGCUGAGCCUAUCCAGGAGGAGAUCAAGGCAGAACGGGCACAGAACCUGCAUUCAAAGGCUCCAGCCCACGCUGGAGGGGGAACAGAAGAAAAGCCCCAGUAGCCAACCCAUUCUUCCCAACACCACAAACUCAACACCUCCCGAUCUCCAACGCAGACCUCGUCCCUGAGAAGCGGGGGAUUUUCAUUAAGUAGCCCAGGCAAUUUGGUCAAAAAGUAAGAGUUCUACGAUAUCAAGUUUGAGAUCUGGACGAUCGUUUCCUCAAACUUAUUUAAACUAUCUGUCUGCACAGACAGAAGUCAAGUCCCCCCAUGCCAACACAUCCCCUUCCCCUGACGGUGGCCAUGCCCAAAUAUGGGGAGCCCACAGGGCAGGGAGAGCCUGGUGCCAGCCUAGAGGAGGCAGGUAGAAAGCCUUAGCCGGCUGCCGUUUCUCCUCUGCGCUCUCCUGGCUCACCAGGCUGGAUGCCAGGCCCUCCUUGCAGCGAAGCGCUGCCUUUUCAGUUGAAAAGUCUCGAUCCCUAGUGGCUCAAUUAACCGGAUUAUUGUUUCCUACAGAGAGAAAUCACCUUGCAUUCAGCUGAACCCUGUCACUGCAAACGCCACGCACAAUGAAACUCCACCAUAAAAGAAAACACAGAAAAAAGGGAGUAGGUUGGGGGAAAGCCCCAAUCUGCGCCGCCAAUUUUGGGGAAGUGGUCUAGUUGGUUAUAUAAUCGCUUUAGAGGGAGAAGGAGGGUGAACAUUGAGCUUGUUCGAUUAAGUGUUUUCUGUGCAGUCCAAGCCGAACGAAAGUGUCUGGGAUAAAGAAACUACCUGUGCCAGGUCUAUCCUUCGACCUCAGGAGCUGGGCCCCCGGUGCAAUUCUGUCCCGACCUUGGGGUGUAAACACAAGAUGCCACGCAGGUGUAGCAGGAGCCAUCGUUAGUGGGCAAUGCAAUGACAACGAAACACAGACCUGGGCAACGUGCGCUGCGCCCAAGGGGCAAGCGAGUGGCAGAGUCGCUUAUUUCUCCAAGUGCUAGGCGCUCGCAGACCCGGCGCCUUCCGCGCAGCGCCCUGUGUAGGUAGCGAGUGUCGGGAGAAAUGACUACUACGAAUUCGUUUCCAUAUAGGGGCAACGCCAGGCGGGGCACAAUGAUCUGUCCUUCAGGACAAAGAGUGGCUCCGGGGAGAGCAGGUUUUUGUCCCUCCACGCAGGUUUCUUUCCCCAGACCCCAGCCUUCAGCUUCCUCCCUUCAUGUCACGGACGCAGCCGGAGAAAUUGGGGCCCAGACGCGGAGCUCACUCCGCCAGAAACCCUGGGUCCCCUCCCCUACUAUGGCAGGCUGGGUCCGGUUCCAUCGUCGCGGCUCCGUUUAUCCCUCCAGGGAGCGCGGGCAGAGCGCCGAGCGCGGCGCAGGGACUGGAGUUCUCGCCAGCUUCGGGUUCUUUCUCCCCGGAGCUGCCCGGGGGUUCUCGGCCUCGGGCGCUCCCGCCGCCGUCCUGUUCCCCUCAGGGUUCUUGUCCUGUUCCCUUCCCUGUUCCUCCCCCUUGCCCCAGAGGUCCCGUCUGAGAGCAGCCCCCGCGAGCUUGGGUGUCGCGAAACCACUGCUGUCGGAAGCCGAGGAGGAGGGCGACCGCGAGAUCUCCAGCUCCAGGGACAGUCCCCCGGUGCGCCUGAAAAAGCCACGCAAGGCGCGCACGGCCUUCACCGACCAUCAGCUGGCGCAGCUGGAGCGCAGCUUCGAGCGGCAGAAGUACCUGAGUGUGCAGGACCGCAUGGAGCUCGCCGCCUCGCUCAACCUCACCGACACGCAGGUCAAGACCUGGUACCAGAACCGCAGGACUAAAUGGAAGCGACAGACGGCCGUCGGGUUGGAGCUGCUGGCGGAGGCUGGCAAUUACUCAGCGCUCCAGCGGAUGUUCCCGUCGCCUUAUUUCUACCCGCAGAGUCUGGUUUCCAACCUGGACCCCGGCGCGGCACUCUACCUGUACCGCGGCCCCAGUGCGCCGCCACCUGCUCUCCAGAGACCUCUGGUGCCCCGCAUCCUCAUCCACGGACUCCAGGGCGCCAGCGAGCCGCCCCCGCCGCUGCCCCCGCUGGCCGGCGUCCUCCCGCGCGCCGCCCAGCCUCGGUGAGGCGCCCACCGGCUCCAGGGCCUCCUCCCGCGGGCUCGGCGUGGCCCCUUCUGCCCGCCUUUCUGAGGGCGCGGGUUCGACGCCCUUUCCCGGGAGGGGGCCCUGCCCGGCCCUCCCUGGCGCCCCAGCCCAGUGCCCCCCGAAGGACCAAAUGCCAAGUCCACUGAGGCCCGGACCCCGGACUGCGUCUCCCCAGCCCCCCUUGGCGUCCUCUCUCGCGGCCGCUCUGUCCGGGAGCCAUCCCCACCCGCCGGGUGUACAUACGCGUCUCUGCCCCCUCCCCACCCCCAGCCUCUGCCGGCUCCCCUAGGCGCCCCUUUCUCCCCAGGAGCGGGUGCGGCUGAUUCCCAGGCUUCGCUCUCUCCCACGCCCCUUCUACGCUCCAGGUGGAGAACAGCCCCUCUCCCCGCGCCCCUGCCAGGGAGAGAAGGGGAGUGCGGAGCCCCGUCUCCCUACCCCUCGAGCGCCUAGGCCAGCGGCUGAGCUGUACAUACCGUGUGCAAAGUGUAUAUGAAGUUAUUUAUUCGUGACCCAUGAGCCCGUGACCGUGUCCGUGGAUUAGUGAGUCUGUGGCCUGUGCCCUCCCCACUCCCAGGCGGGGCAGGAAGGGGCCGAGGGGGCUUGCCCACCCACCCCGACCCCAGCCCCCAGCCUCAGCCCCGGUCCGGGGGCAGCCAGGCCUCUCGGGUUCUCUCUUUUUUAAAUGUCGAAAUAAAAAACUUCUUACAAAUGA
Molecule: messenger RNA, 4366 nt
Organism: Nomascus leucogenys (northern white-cheeked gibbon)
Lineage: Eukaryota; Metazoa; Chordata; Mammalia; Primates; Hylobatidae
Gene: BARHL1
Product: BarH like homeobox 1
Exons: 3
Coding region: 2599-3633 (344 amino acids)
Biological process (GO): regulation of transcription by RNA polymerase II
Cellular component (GO): nucleus
Molecular function (GO): RNA polymerase II transcription regulatory region sequence-specific DNA binding; DNA-binding transcription factor activity, RNA polymerase II-specific
Source: RefSeq, a predicted model, not a curated record